GCCGACGGAGGGGCCGGGAAGAGCGGAACGGAGGCGGAAGUGGGGUCGGGCGCCGGGGUUUGGCCUGUCCGGGCGGAGGAAGAGGCGGUAGCAGCGGCGGGAGGGGUGUUGGAGACGGACCCUGAUUUGGCGGGCCCGAUGGCCUCCGCGAGCAUCGAUAUCGAGGAUGCGACUCAGCACCUGCGAGACAUCCUGAAGCUGGACCGGCCGGGGGGUUUGGUGAAUGAAAACCAGAGGGCAUCCAGUUCAUACAAUGGAGAUCUAAAUGGUUUGCUAGUGCCAGAUCCCUUAGCAGGUGGGGAUGGCCUUCCUUUGACCAAGUCAGUCCCCCAACCAGUCCCCGUGGGAACCCUGCAAGAGAAACAAGUCAUCUGCCUCUCUGGAGACGAUAGCUCCACCUGUGUGGUCAUAACUGCAAAAGAUGUUGAAAUAGUAGCUAGCAGUGACUCCAGUAUCACCAGUAAAGCUAGAGGGAGCAACAAGGUAAAAAUCCAGCCAGUGGCCAGGUAUGAUUGGGAGCAGAAAUAUUACUAUGGUAACCUGAUAGCCGUGUCAAAUGCCUAUUUGGCAUAUGCCAUUAGAGGUGCCAGCAAUGGCUCUGCCAUGGUACGAGUUCUCAGUGUCAGCACAGCUGAAAGGACCUUGCUGAAAGGCUUCACCGGUGGCGUAGCAGACCUAGCCUUUGCUCACCUCAAUUCCAAUCAGGUGGCCUGUUUGGAUGAAGCUGGAAACCUUUUUGUCUGGCGCCUGACCAUGGAGAAUGGAAAAAUCCAAGAAGAGAUUUUGGUGAACAUCAAACGACCCGAGGGUACACCUCUGAACAGCUUCAGAAGGAUAAUUUGGUGCCCCUUUAUCCCUGAUGAGAACGAUGACAGUUGUGAGGAGGGCAGUCAGACUCUGGCGCUGUUACAUGAGGACAGGGCGGAGGUCUGGGACCUUGACAUAAUCCGAGCCAAUCACAGUUCAUGGCCAGUAGAAGUCACUAACAUCAAAGAAGGGUUUAUUGUGGUCAAAGGGCACAGUACGCGCCUGAGUGAAGGAGCCCUCUCCCCGGACGGAACAGUUUUAGCCACAGCAAGCCACGAUGGCUAUGUUAAAUUCUGGCAGAUUUACAUUGAAGGACAAGAUGAGCCAAGAUGCCUCCACGAGUGGAAGCCCCAUGACGGCAGGCCGCUCUCCUGCUUGCUCUUUUGUGACAACCAUAAAAAACAAGACCCUGAAGUUCCGUUUUGGAGGUUCCUCAUUACAGGAGCAGAUCAGAAUCGGGAACUGAAAAUGUGGUGCACUGUAUCAUGGACCUGUCUGCAGACUGUUCGAUUUUCUCCAGAUAUAUUCAGCUCAAUGAGUAUCCUUCCUAGCCUGAAGGCCUGCCUAGAUCUGUCUGCCGAGUAUCUGAUUUUGAGUGAUGUUCAGAGAAAGGUCUUGUAUGUGAUGGAGCUUGUGCAGAACCAAGAGGAGGGCAAAGCAUAUUUCAGUUCCAUCUCAGAGUUCCUGCUGACCCAUCCAGUCCUCAGCUUUGGCAUCCAGGUUGUCAGUCGCUGUAGGCUGAGACACACAGAGGUCCUGCCAGCAGAAGAGGAGAGUGAUGGCUUGAAUGCAGAAGGAACACAGGGCAUUGGAGCUGUAGAAUCAGCUGCAGGGGUGCUGAUCAAACUCUUCUGUGUCCACACAAAGGCCCUUCAAGAUGUACAGAUCCGCUUCCAGCCUCUCCAUAGUCCAGACACAGCUGCACCAGUACCUCCCCAUGGUUCACAUGAAGAUUUUGCAUUCCCAGACCAUCUCGCUGAUCUGGGCGCAGAAGGACUGGGAUCGGAGAAGGGAUCCAUUUAUGACUCCCAGCCAGAUCUGCGCCGCAUUUCAGAGCUGUCUGUUCCUGUAGACUUCCUUCCCUCAUCAAAUGAUGCAAAACCCAAACUUAUGACUCCAGAUGCAUUCAUGACUCCAAGUACAUCUCUGCAACAGAUCACAGUCUCACCUGGAAGUAGCAUCAGUUCCCUCACAGCUGUCACCACCAUGAGCAGUUCCAUGGUCAGCGAUCCCCCCAUUCCUAGAUCAGCUGAAGACGUGUCUCUGAGCCCAAAGAUGCAGCUGGAUGCUAGUCUCGGACUGAGCAGCAGCAGUGGGAGUCUGCAGACAAGUCCACGAAGUCAUUCGGUCCUCCUCUCGGGCCUUCCUGACAAGCUGGCCCCAAAGCCUCCCAUCCCAGUUUCCUCAGGGAACUCCCCGCAUGCACCGGAGCGGCAAGAAGUGGAGCCUCUGAUGAUGCCUCAGUCUUCCCCCACUCGCGAACGCUCCCCUGAUGUCAUCUCCUCAGCUUCAACUGCCAUGUCCCAGGACAUCCCUGAAAUUGCCUCAGAGACCCUGCAGCGUGGCUUUGGCACAAGCUCUUCAGGACAUGAUGCAGAAGUCCUGGACUCCAACCAUCAUGAUGACAGCAUGGCUUCUGCGGCGUCAGCCUUGCACUUACUGUCUCCGCGCAAUCGGCACAACUCAGAACACAGCCAUCAUUCCUUGGACAUGGCCCCCAGUGAAGUGGACAUGCUGAUGGCACCCUCCCUGCUGGAGAUGGCCUUACCUCAGGAAACAACAGCUUCUGAUAGUAGUAUGAGCCAACCUUGGCCAGCUGCCCCUGACAUCACCAGAGAGACCAGGAACAGCAUGGCAGAUAGCCCUAGGAAUGAAGCUGAAGAGAAACACAAGAGCUCUUAUCACAGACACACCUACCAUAUGCUGCAGCAUGAAAGUCAGGACGCUAGUGCUGAGCAAAGUGAUCAUGAUGAUGAAGUAGCAAGCUUGGCUUCAGCAUCAGGUGGAUUUAGUGCCAAAGUGGCUGCCCAGAGGCUACCUGUAAAAGACUGGAAAGCAAAGGUGUCCCCCCGAGCCUCCCCAAAGCUAAAGAGGAAGGGAAAGAAAGAUGAUGGGGAUGUGACACAGUCUCCAAGGCCCUUUGAUCAACAGGUUGCUCCUGAAUACCAGGACGAACUGAUGUCCCUGCUGAGGGCCCAGCAGAGGGAGAUUGCUGAAUUAAAACAGAACCAAAUGGAGCUAAUGCAGAGGCUCACUGACCAUCUGGAUGCUGUGCAGAGCUCCCUUAUGGGCCACAUCGAGCGGGUGUUGGAUUCCCAACAAGAGCAAGAGCAGCAGAGGCUAGACCUGGCUCUGGCCGAGAGGCAGCAGCGCAGUGGGCAGUUGCAGGAGCACCUCUCCCAGCACCUCUCCCAGUCCCUCUCUGCAGCCGCCUGCAGCCGAUUGGAGAGGACCAUCCGCGAAGAGAUGAAGAAGGCCGUGCCUCCCUGCAUCUCCAAGACUUUGGAUCCUGUCACUGGGCAGCUGAAUAAUACAAUUGCAGCCAAACUUACAGCCAUUGAGGGGACGUUGAAGGAGAAUGUUGCAAAACUGGUGAAAUCAAAGAAUCUAACAGAUAGUAUUGCCCGAACAGCUGCUGAGACCUUGCAGGGACCCAUGCAGUCAGCAUACAGGGAGGCCUUUCAGAGUGUGGUCCUGCCAGCUUUUGAGAAGAGUUGCCAGUCCAUGUUCCAGCAGAUCAAUGAUACCUUCAAGCAAGGCACGCAGGAAUAUAUUCAGCAGCUGGAGACCCACAUGAAGAAUAAGAAAGCCCGAGACCAGGAUGCCCGGGACUCUCAGCUGAGCCAACUCCGACAAUUGGUCAGCUCCUUCCAGAGCACUACUGACCAACUGGCAUCGACCAUUGCAACCAGUGUACACACCGAGGUGCAACAUCAACUCCAUGUCAUCGUGGGCAACAUGCAGGAAUCCAUCCUGGCCCAAGUGCAGCGAGUGAUUAAAGGAGAGGUCAGUGUGGCCAUGAAGGAGCAGCAGGCGGCUGUCACGUCCAGCAUUAUGCAGGCCAUGCGCUCGGCCGCCGGCACCCCCGUCCCCGCCACUCACCUGGACUUCCCGUCACAGCAAGCGCAUGUGCUGCAGCUCCUGCAACAGGGACACCUGAAUCAAGCCUUCCAGCAGGCCCUCACGGCAGCCGAUUUGAAUCUGGUUCUCUACGUCUGUGAGACGAUGGACCCUCAGCAAGUAUUUGGGCAGCAUCCCUGCCCGCUGUCCCAGCCUGUCCUUUUGUCUCUCAUUCAGCAGCUCUCCUCAGACUUGGGAGCUCGGACGGAGCUCAAACUGAAUUACCUGGAGGAAGCGGUGAUGCAUCUAGACCAGAGUGACCCCAUCACCCGGGACCACAUGGGCUCAGUUAUGAACCAAGUGAGGCAGAAGCUCUUCCAGUUCCUGCAAACAGAGCCUCACAACAGCCUAAGCAAGCCUGCACGCCGACUUAUGAUCAUGCUUCAAGGCCUGGUCACUCCCGGCAUGUCUUAACAAGGCUCUGACCACCUUUACACAAUGGCACCUGGAAUUGCUAACUGAACAUGGCUGGUUCUCCCCCACCCCCCUUUCAUCUUCUAAAGCACACACUGAGAGAAAAAUGACAAGUGUGUGAAUGGGCAAGUGCUGUGGAUUGAGUCCAGUUGUGUUAGCCAUGUUUAAUCAAAGCAUAUUUACUUUUCUGUGCAAGCAGACCCCCCCCACCCUGCAUUUGCCUUUCUUUGUACUUCACACAAGUUGAUGUGCAGAGAGAGAUACUCUUAAUUCCAUAGUUCUCCAGUUUUAAAGCUUGGAGUCCCCUCUUCUCAAGGACUUUGGGGUUUGGAGGUUCUGUGAACAUCCCUUGGGUUUCUUCAAUUGCCCACCUGAGGUGAACAGGCUAGAAGUGUUAAUUCAAGGUAAUGAUGAGUGGGAGGAUCACAGCAGCCCUGGUGCAGUAUCCAAGUUCAUGAAGCUCACCCUUGCUGGGAAGCAGUGAUAGUCUUUAUAUGAUGUAGCAUGUUCAUGGUUCAAAUAAUUCCUUUCGUUUGGUUUGGUUUUUGGCUUUUUCAUUUAUUUUCUUUCCUUUUUAACUAGAAUCUUUAUCUUUGAUUUUGGAGUAACAUUUAAAAAUUCAAUAAA
This is a messenger RNA of Pogona vitticeps (central bearded dragon), 4968 nucleotides long. It is a transcript of the gene EDC4, whose product is annotated as enhancer of mRNA decapping 4. Lineage: Eukaryota; Metazoa; Chordata; Lepidosauria; Squamata; Agamidae. Gene Ontology annotation, molecular function: protein binding. The record is from RefSeq and is a predicted model, not a curated record. Gene Ontology annotation, cellular component: P-body. Gene Ontology annotation, biological process: deadenylation-independent decapping of nuclear-transcribed mRNA.